AUGCCUUUGUCGGGAAUUGGUGCUGGAUUCACCAUCCCUUCUGCUCAGGCUCAUGUCGCGAUCUACUUUCCCUCACCCGCGGAGCGGGCGAAAGCUCUAGGUUUCUGGGCCGCAGCAGGCAGCGUGGGAUUCAUUGUCGGCCUCAUCCUAGGUGGUGUUCUGACGGCCCUCAUCAGCUGGCGCUGGAUUUUCUGGAUAUCUCUCAUUCUUUCUGCCAUUGUUGUACCAACAGCCCAUAUCUUCCUUCCUCGAGCUAAGACGGCUCGUUCACCUGCUGCUCGUGAAUCCAUAAAUGAGGAACAAGAGGAGAAGAAGCUGUUCCAGUCUAUCAAAGCACGCCUAAUUCGUUUCGAUGUGCUUGGAAUCUGUCUAGGAGUCCCUAGCCUGCUCCUACUGACUUACGCACUCACCUCCGCCAAUACGGCAGGCUGGAGCUCACCAUCGAUCAUCUCCACCUUGGUGAUCUCAACUUUGCUACUCCUAUUGUUUGUGUUGCACGAAUCUCGAGCAUCCCAGGCUUUGAUCAACCCUCGCCUCUUUCGUCCAAGUUUCACCUUCACGCUGCUCCUAGCCGUGGCAACAUAUGCCGUCCGCCAGGCAUGCUCCUAUUUCCUUACUCUCCAAAUCCAAUCAUAUGGAUCCUCACCUCUACACACUUCUCUCCUCUUCCUACCUGUCGGCAUCUCUGCUUUGGUCACCAACACGAUUGCGGGCCGUUUGGUCCCCAUACUAGGUGCCCGAGCUAUGUUCGUUAUUGGCUGGGCCCUUUGCAUCCCCGGAGUGGUAUUGUUCAGCUUUAUCACCAGUGAGACAUCAUAUUGGCGCUUCACUUUCCCCGGCAUGAUCUUAUAUAUCGCCGGUCUAGGCGUGGUAUAUAUUACUGCAAAUUUCGUGGUAGUGUCCAGUGCAAGCAAGAGUGACCAGGGGGUAGUAGCGGGUGUGUUUAACGUUGCUCUCCAGGUGGGAGGAAGUGUUCUGGGUCUCGCAGUACUCACAGCUGUUGCUGAUGGUAUUAACAAACAGUACGGUGACGGCAAGGCAGGAGAACUCAGCCUGGUUGGCUACCAGAGCGUAUACUACUCAUGCAUCAUACUGUGUGCAGUAGCUUUGGUGCUAAGCUUGAUAAUUGAAGUUCCAGAUGCAAUGAAAGGGAGCCUGUGGAAGAAGCCUGGGCAAGCUACGACGGAACAGCACGUCAAGACGGGACAGGAGACGGCGACACGGCAGAUAGAGACUGCUAUUGAGAUGAAGUAA
Messenger RNA from Nannizzia gypsea CBS 118893, 1254 nucleotides. RefSeq lists its product as hypothetical. Gene Ontology annotation, biological process: transmembrane transport. NCBI's taxonomy places the organism in Eukaryota, Fungi, Ascomycota, Eurotiomycetes, Onygenales, Arthrodermataceae. The transcript has 2 exons. Gene Ontology annotation, cellular component: membrane. Gene Ontology annotation, molecular function: transmembrane transporter activity. The record is from RefSeq and is a predicted model, not a curated record. Bases 1 to 1254 code for a protein of 417 amino acids.